Messenger RNA from Cannabis sativa, 1740 nucleotides. Its product is annotated as alkane hydroxylase MAH1-like. The record is from RefSeq and is a predicted model, not a curated record. The transcript has 2 exons. Gene Ontology annotation, molecular function: monooxygenase activity; iron ion binding; oxidoreductase activity, acting on paired donors, with incorporation or reduction of molecular oxygen. The coding region runs from base 100 to 1656 and encodes 518 amino acids. NCBI's taxonomy places the organism in Eukaryota, Viridiplantae, Streptophyta, Magnoliopsida, Rosales, Cannabaceae.
AUGAAAAAACAGAUAAUAAUUCAAAAAGACAAAAAUUAUUACGGUUUACAAUACUAUAUAUAUAGCUAUAGCUUUGUUUAAUUUACAAAAUAUUGGAAUAUGAUGAUGAUGGCUCUAGAGAAUAUUGGAUACUUGGAGGGUGCCCUAGGUGGGGCAGUUAUGGUAUACUUUCUGGCGACGAUUCACCACUGGUGGCGCGACAGAAACGCGGUGCUGAUGGCCUGGCCGGUGGUGGGAAUGCUACCCAAACUUCUACUAAAUGCCUCGAACGUGCAUGAUUUCGCAACUGAAAUUUUGAGGAAAAGUGGGGGCACUUUUGUGUUCAAAGGUCCUUCUUGGUUUACAACUGAUUUGGAUUUCAUUAUAACUUGUGAUCCAUCUAAUUUACAACACAUCUUAAACUCCAACUUCUCUAAUUAUCCAAAAGGAGAAGAGUUUAGACAAGUGUUUGAUGUUCUUGGAGAUGGGAUUUUGAAUGUUGAUUCGGACUUGUGGAGACUUCAAAGGAAAAUGUUUCAACUGUGGAGCACACGACACAAAAAUUUUGUGUCAUUUAUUGCUAACACUAUGCACCAUAAGAUGGUCGAUCACUUCAUCCCAUUUCUUCAUCAUCUCUCUCAAACACGACUUCAGGUUGACUUGCAAGAAUCAUUUCAAAGGAUGAUCACCUUUGACAAUGCAAUUUUAUUGAGUUUGGGGUUGAAUCCAGCUUCACACUCACACUUGUUUCAACUACCUCAACUUGAGUAUCAGAAAGCUUUUGAAGACAUACAUAAGGCUGUGUUUCAAAGACACAUACUUCCCCAAACUCUUUGGAAGUUACAAAGGUGGCUCAAAAUCGGAGCAGAGAGAAAGCUAGCUCAAGGUCGAGAAAUGUUUGACCAAUUCAUGUUAAGAUGCAUCUCACUAAAACAACAACAACAACUCAUGAUCACUAAUAAUAAUAAUGAGAAUAAUGAUGAUGAAGCUGAUUUUGGUCUGUUGUCAAUUUAUUUGGAGGAAAAAGAGAAGCCUUAUUCAACCAAGUUUCUGAAGGACAUGGCCUUGAAUUUUAUGUCUGCAGCAAGAGACACCUUGACUUCAAGUCUAACUUGGUUUUUUUGGCUUGUUGCAACUCAUCCAUUAGUAGAGGCCAAAAUCAUUGAAGAAAUUAACCGUUGUAAUAUCAACACUACUACUUGUCUUGGUGCAGAGGAACUGAACAAGUUUAUCUAUUUGCAAGCUGUAUUGUAUGAGACAUUCAGACUCUAUCCACCUAUACCAUUCAAUCACAGAAGUGCAGAUAAGGAUGACAUUCUUCCAAGUGGUCACCAUGUGAGGAAGAAACAAAGGGUAUUGUUGUCAUUUUACUCCACUGGUAGGAUGGAAGAGAUAUGGGGUAAGGAUUGUUUAGAGUUCAAACCAGAAAGAUGGAUUACAGAGGAAAAAGGUUUUGUGUAUGUACCAUCUCAUAAGUACCCAAUUUUUAAUGGUGGUCCAAGGACUUGUAUUGGUAAAGACAUGGUUUUGAUUCAAAUGAAAGUGGCUGCAAUUUCUAUACUUUCUAAGUAUUCUUUUCAAGUGGUGGAAGGACAUGAUCCUAUAUCUCUUAGUUUAACUAUCUCUCUUAAUAUGAAAAGUGGGCUCAUGGCUAAGGUUGUGAAAAGAUGUUCUUGAAAUCAAAUCUAUGUAAUAUUUAACUAGAAUUUAAGAUCAAGUUCUCUACUUAUAAUUAAUAAAAAUAAUUAUCCACUAUGUUUU